UUUCUGUGCUCGAGUUGGACCUCUGUGCAAGUACCCAUCUUGAGCCAGCCUUCCUGCUACUUUACUCCAUUAAUAUUUUUUUUCUGAGAAUUUUCUUUCCUGAAAGCCUGCUCUGCAUACAGUUAUCAGGCCUCCCCUGAAAGUUUGCCUCUGGAGCUCUAAAAUACAGACUCCAGAGCGAACAGUUAUCAGGGCAAGAAGAAUCCUGAAAGUUUGCACCACGAUGGAGAUAGGCCUCACCUGAAAGUUGGCAUCCGGAGCUCCAAGACACAGACUCCGGAGUGAAUAAUUAUCAGGGAGGGAAGACGCCUGAAAGUUUGCUUCAUGAAUGGGUACAGACACCUGGAGAGAAGGUAAGCAGCAUUUGGAUUGGCCUAUUUCUUCCAUGCAGUAAAUAAUAGAGUGAACCUGCCACCAAACUCUUUUUAAGUCGCACUUCUCUUUGAGAAAUCCAAAGAUUGUUCUGCAGUGAGCAGAACCCUAAACUACUCCCUUGCAGCAGGACUGUACAGAAAAUCCAAGAAUAAUCUGCAUAAUGACACUGAAGCUGAAGACUCUGGCAUGGUGUACAUGGGAGAUUGUGUGAUUGCCUCUUAUUAGCCCACAAUCACACCAGUGAUCCUUUUAGCUGCAUAGUGAUACACAAGGAGCAGGGCUGUCAGAAAUUCAGAAAAUCAGGUCACAUCAUUUUAUACCACUUUUUAUGCUAUUGGGGCUGGCUUGAGACAAUGCAGAGCUCCAGGUAAUGGUACUUGGCUGCCUCAGGGAUUGAAUGGGAUUUCAGCAGGAGUCAGGCCAGGGGCAGGCACUGCAGGAGGAGUCAGGGGAGUCUGCUGCAGGUUGAAGCAGGGCAAAAAGUGAGUUUGGGGUCUUCAAAGAGAACCAAUGGUCUUGAAGGACAAAAGCAGUCAUGGCCUCCUGUUCCUUUCAAUCUUCCCAGGGUCAGGACAGUUUGCUCCAGUGCAGUAUUCUCUGACAAGCCAGAGAGUCACCCUCUCCUCCAUGCAGCCACCCGUUCCCCCCUUUCUCCCUGGCCCAGUGGGACCCUGCCUACCUUCGCCACCAUCAGAAACAUAUGUUAUGCUGCAGCCUCAGUACCCACAUUCACUCCAUUCUCGCUUUUAUCAAGUCCCUUGUGUAGGCUCUAGCCUUGUAAUACCUCACUGUUUGCACUGUUUGUCUCAUAUCAAGUUCUGCUGUCCUUACAGCAGGUAUCAGCAGUUCACCUACACAAAAGAAAUAACAAACCCAGGACUUCAGCCGCAAGUCUUGGGGAUGGGGCUUGUUCUUUCCAGCCAUACGUGGUCGCUGACCUGGGACCUGUGUGCUUCCCAGUCACAUCAGUCGCUGUGACAGCAGGCUGGGUUGAGACAUGAGGAUGACUGUGGACAGCUUGUACUGUGCCUUUGCUAUACCAUUCCAGAGGUGGGAAGGCUGGUCUAGCCAGGUCCAGCAUCAGCUCUGCUGCUGGAUGUCAUCCUGUCCUCCAGACAGCUCCGGGAUGACUUUCUUAUACUCAGGAAAAAGGUCUGAUCAGUAUUUAACAAAACUUGUGUGUUUUUCCUGAAGUGCCUAGCACACCCUUCAGGCUCUGUGCCAGUAGUUACAGGGCUUCCGGGACUUCUUGGCUCCCCUUGGUAACCUGCUAUCACUGCCCCCUUCGAUAAGAGCAGCUGUGCAAAUGCCAGGCACAUUGUGGGGUGACCUUGCUGUCUCCUUGGGAACUCAAAGCAAAGCAGCAGGAUCCUGGGGACCAUGACAGAAGUUCACAAGAAGCCAAGCUGCCCCAGGACCAAUUCCCUUUCCCCAGGCAGCUCAAGCAUCCCUUGCCAUCCUCAUACAGCUCUCAGGCAGCUCAUGCACCCAAACGCCAGUGCCACAGUGGCUCAGCAGCACUCUGACCCGUGGCAAAAGCUGUGCGACCUCGCAACUGUAGAAACGAAACAUUCAGAGAACAAACUCCAGCAACGUGUCAUGCUCUAUGCCGUGGCAAAAGUCAAGGAGCGAGGACUGCGCACUAAGCUGUCUUUGUAACCGAGGGAGAUAUUCCCAGGUUGCACAAUACUAGGUGGUAAUUAGCGUUCAAUGGGGAAAUGAGCUCAACCUGUGACUUUUGGAUCUAGGCACAAAUAAUCAAAAACUAGAGGGUUUUUGCAAAAUACAGCUAUUAUCAUCGAAGAAAAAUGUGUUAAUAGUAUAUUGAGCCAACCAUAAAGUACGCUUUGUUUCUCUCAGUUAUAAAAUACGUUCUCAUGGUGCAAACAAAUACCAAGUGCAAACACAUGUUGUUUGAAAUAACUCGAGCAGCCUAAAAACAAGGUGUGUAGGCUCCCUCUAUAGUCAGUUCUUAGAUAUUUAUCUCUAAGAGCUGUCCCAUGACAAAAAGCACUGGUAUAUUACAGACGCUUUGGCAGUCCAAAUUUCCUUGAACAUUUUUUGACUGACACCUUUCUCCCAGCAGAAUUCAUGCAUGAUCAGGUGUUGUCUGGCCACCCGCAGUUAACUCCAUCAUGUGCUUGGCACUUUAUGACCUGUUUAAUUUGUCAGAAAUGUUCCUAUGUGUCAACACCUCGUCCAGAUUAGCUGCGCAUUGGGUGGUGCUCCAACUGCUGUUAACAGCUCUGGGUGCACAGAUCUGCUAUUAACCACUGCUGCAGGCUCCUGCUAUACAUCUGGAUUUAUAUUUGGAGAUACCUGUCCUUCCCUGUUGACUGGACAGGUCUGGACUACAGGCAUGGGCAACUAGCUCUAGCCUAAAUGCUUAGCUUUUACAAGGCUGAUGUUAGAUCAGGUGAAGUCCUACCAAAGGCUACAUGACAGCUGGUCUCAUCACUACAAGAAGGACAUCCUGCUUCUUCUCUCUCCUUUCCAGCUUCCCUCUCCCAGCAGCUCCCAGACAUGUGAUCCUGUCCCUUCCCUUGUGCUGGUUCUUCCUGGUCCCUUCACUGAGCCUCUAUGACUGACCACUGCAGGAUGAAUCUACUCAGAUAUUUGCUGGGAUCAGCCUUGGCCUACUUAGUGAGUUGACUUAAUUAAUGAAGUAUAAAACCAACAGGUACCAGAGUGGGCCAUAGGAAAGGGAAUGGUGAGUGGGAUCUUCACACCAAGAAAUCAGGCUGCCUCACCCUGUCUCAUGUACCUCCAUCCUAAUACACAGGCAGUGAACCCAGUGGUAGCACAACUCACUGUUGGCUUGGAUGUUUCCAGUGAUUUUUCACCACAUCUGUCUGAACAUCAUGCUCAGGUCCAUGGUAGCACAGUAUUACGGCAAACAGCAUCAUGCCCAAAGCUCUCUAUUAACUGUCUAUGCUCUUGUUAUACUCACAGGAAACAGAGCUGUGAUAAGAUUCACACACAUAGGUAAGCAUGUAACCAAAAUCCUUACUAAAUGGUGUGGAUGAAACAAUGACUCACUAGAAGGAAUUCAGUGCAGAAAUGUUCACUCAUGCAGGAAGGCUUGUAAGAAAACAUCUCAGGAGGCACCUGAAUGGAAAUGUCUGAGGCACCUCUAGUAAAUCAUUUUGGCCUAAACUCCCAAAGACCUGAAAACGAAUGUCUCCGAAGAGCUAGCCUGUUAGAUCUGUCUGCCUCAGUUUUUUGGUCUUCAGGAGUGAUUUAACUAGAAAUUUUGUUUGACAACGAAGAGUUAUACAGACUAUCCUAAUGAGUGCACAUUGUUUGUAUGGAUGGAUUAGACCUGUCCUGCAUCCAUAUUUUUUUUUCAGCAGUUUUAGCCUUCACUUUGUUCACAUUUCACCCAACCUUGUAAGUUUAUAUUUAAAGCUCAGGAAGGUCAGCAUACGGGAAUGUUUCCACGAAGUUUUGGAUUGCUGAUAUGUUUUAAAGCAGGCAUGGUAAUGCUUCACUCCUGUAAACUGAAGGGAUUACUGAUUAUGUGCAGUAAACCUGUCACAGAUGACACUGUUUCAUGAACUUGCUACUACAGGGCAAUAUGGAUCUUCUGUCAGAGGCACAGCCACCUCCUGCUAACAGAGGUGCUCCAGCUUUGUAUACCUUGCACCUCUGGCUGCCUUACACCUUAUGUGCUGAUCGAUAUUGUGCUGCAUCUGUGCUAAUAAAUAAAAUGGGCAGGCACAUCUUUUAUUGCUGAGGCAUAGGACAUGGCAUGGCUGGCAUCUGUAUACACCGUCCCCAGUCAGCGCGAUCUUUUCACCUCUGCCUACCAGAAACAGCCUGUCUGGUGUCACCACCCCACGCCUGCCCGGGCAUUCUGAGGACUGUGUCAGUAGGAGUUGAGCAAAACAGUACAGGGAGAGUGGUAAAGAUUAAGCAGGGUAGAUAUGGGACAGUGCUUGAGUCCAUACACGGUCCCAUUUAGGUUCUCAGUAUGGAUGUCAGCCUGGCAAGCUGUCAUGCUGUCCCCGUUCACUUGCAGUCUGAUCCAUCAGCAGAACUGCAUUCAUCCUUACUCCCUGCCCUGUACCCAGUGAAACGGAAAAAAAUCCUGCUCCAAAACAUCUUAAAGAGAUCAUACAAACACAUUCAGGUGUAUCCAGGUGACAAGAGUCACAUGCCCUUAUGUUGGUGUGAUGGACCAUUCAGUUCCCCUAAGACUGAUGUUGUCACACACAGCAGGGAGUCUUGUCAGGAUGUGUGAGGGCAGCUCAGAUGUCAAUAACAAAAAUCUCUGGACAUCAUGCAACAUCUGAAGCUUACUCAGUGGUCGCUCCCACUGUAUCACAGUAUCACAGUAUGUUUGGGAUUGGAAGGGACCUCAAAAGAUCGUCUACUCCAAUCCCCCUGCUGGAGCAGGAACGCCUAGGUGAGGUCGCACAGGAACAUGUCCAGGCGGGUUUUGAAUGUCUCCAGAGAAGGAGACUCCACAACCUCCCUGGGCAGCCUGUUCCAGGCUCUGUCACCCUUACUGAGAAGAAGUUUUUUCUCAAAUUUAAGCGGAACCUCUUGUGUUCCAGCUUGAUCCCAUUACCCCUUGUCCUAUCAUUGUUUGCCACCGAGAAGAGCCUGGCUCCAUCCUCAUGACACUCACCCUUUAUAUAUUUAUAAACAUUAAUAAGGUCACCCCUCAGUCUCCUCUUCUCCAAACUAAAGAGACCCAGCUCCCUCAGCCUUUCUUCAUAAGGGAGGUGCUCCACUCCCUUAAUCAUCUUUGUUGCCCUACGCUGGACCCUCUCCAGCAGUUCCCUGUCCUUCUUGAUCUGAGGGGCCCAGAACUGGACACAAUACUCCAGAUCGGGUCUCACCAGGGUGGAGUAGAAGGGAAGGAGAACCUCUGUGGUUCUACACUCUCUGGGUGAAUUAAAGUCCGAUUUCAAAUGAAAAUUAAAAAAUAAAGCUUGCAACAUGUAGUUUAAUAAUUUAUGGAGUUAGUCUUGACUUUUGGUCAAAUGUCUUUGUUACUUAAAUAGCCUUGCUGCCAACUAAAUAUAUCAGUGCUGCAGAGAAGACCUAGAUGAGGUUUUUGGAGUGGUUUCUAUGCCAAAAUGCCAACACUAGAUGACAUUUUAGAGAAUGUUGGAGAAUUUGGCAGGGUCCAGAAGCAAACCUUCUUUGUGCUGUGUCUGCUGUCUGCUGCCUUCACCCCUGUGUACGUGGGCAUCGUCUUCUUCGGGUUCAUCCCCGAGCAUCGCUGCUUCAGCCCCGGGGUGGCUGAGCUGAGCCAGCGAUGUGGCUGGAGCCUGGAGGAGCAGCUGAAUCACACGGUUCCCGAGUGGGGCGGCCAUGGGACCGGUUUCAGCAGCCGCUGCAGGAGGUACGAAGUGGACUGGAACACGACGGGCAUCAGCUGCACCGACCCCCUCGGCAGCCUCGUGGGCAACUGGAGCUCUGUCCCUCUUGGUCCCUGCCGGGAUGGCUGGGUCUACGACUCCCCAGGGACCUCACUUGUGACUGAGUUCAACCUGGUGUGUGAGGACUCCUGGAAGCUGGACCUCUUCCAGUCAUGUGUGAACGCUGGGUUUUUUAUUGGCUCUAUAAGCAUUGGCUACAUAGCAGACAGGUUUGGCCGCAAACUCUGCCUCCUGGUCACAGUCCUCAUCAAUGCGGUCUCAGGGGUUCUCAUGGCCUUUGGGCCCAGCUACACCUGGACAGUGAUCUUCCGCCUGAUACAGGGACUGGUCAGCAAGGGGGGCUGGCUGACAGGCUACGUCCUCAUUGCAGAAUUUGUUGGCUCAAACUAUCGGAGGACAGUGGGCAUCAUGUACCAGCUUGCCUUCAGCCUGGGGCUCCUGGUCCUCACUGCCCUGGCUUAUGCACUUCCCCACUGGAGGUGGCUCCAGCUCACGGUCACACUGCCCAGUUUCUUCUUCCUGCUCUAUUAUUGGUGUCUGCCUGAGUCUCCCAGGUGGCUAAUAGCUCAAAAGCAAAAUGACAAAGCUCUGGAAGUUAUUAAGCGCAUUGCCAAGGGUAAUAAGAAGAAGUUAUCUCUCUCUUUCCAGAAUCUCAAGUCUGAAGAUGAAGAUGCAGAAAAGCUGAAACCUUCAUUUCUAGACCUGGUCAGGACACCUCAGAUUAGAAAAAACACAUUCAUUUUGAUGUACAGUUGGUUCACAAGCUCCGUGCUCUACCAGGGCCUCAUCAUGCACAUGGGAAUAGCCUCUGGGAACUUGUAUCUGGAUUUCCUCUAUUCUGCACUUGUCGAGUUCCCAGCCGCCUUCAUCCUCAUGCUAACACUGGAUCGGAUUGGCCGUCGCUACCCCUGGGCUGCGGCAAGCGUGAUGGCAGGUGGUGCUUGCCUUGUUACGGCCUUAGUCCCAGACACUCUUUAUUGGCUUAAAAUGACUCCAGCAUUCUUGGGCAGGAUGGGAAUUACUAUGUGCUACGAAAUUAUUUGUGUUGUAAAUCCUGAGCUGUAUCCAACAUUUCUCAGGAACUUGGGAGUCCUCGUCUGCUCAUCCAUGUGCGACCUUGGUGGGAUCAUAACACCCUUCCUUGUGUACAGACUGGUGGAGCUCUGGCAUGAACUGCCGCUGAUUGUCUUUGCUGUGAUUGGCUUAAUCAACGGUGGCUUGGUUUUGCUCCUACCUGAGAUGAGGGGAAAAACUCUGCCUGAGACCAUUGAAGAUGCUGAAAAUUUGCACAGGCAAAAGAAAAGCAAGGAAAAAUUGAUUUAUCUACAAGUUCUGACUUCUGAAGCUGCCCCAGCUCCAGAAAGCAAAACAUGAAUGGACAAGGUUACCAGCAAGGAAAUCAAUGAAGCACAUUUGCCCUUGUGCUAGUUAAGGUGCCACCAGAAGCAAAUGCUAUUAUAACUUGUGUCUGUCUGUGAAGUGAAGGCAUGCCAGAGCUUCAGGCAAUAGGUCCUGCUGUGGCAGUAAACAGUGCUUAUGGAAAGAAAUGCCAGAGUUACAGGUAAGAGUGUUGAGAGUUAGCUUCUGUAGUUACUCAUUCAUCCCAGUAUUUGCUUUGCUUAACUUCUUGCUGCCUCC
Molecule: messenger RNA, 7406 nt
Organism: Columba livia (rock pigeon)
Lineage: Eukaryota; Metazoa; Chordata; Aves; Columbiformes; Columbidae
Gene: SLC22A2
Product: solute carrier family 22 member 2
Exons: 12
Coding region: 5463-7142 (559 amino acids)
Biological process (GO): transmembrane transport
Cellular component (GO): membrane
Source: RefSeq, a predicted model, not a curated record